AUUGUCAAUCUUUCUCCACCACUUUCCCGGCGGCUGUGAUUAUUUUGGUGAGGAGCCGCCGCUGCCAUAGAAAGUUUGCCGAUAAAUCCAUUAAUCUAACUCCAAUUCUCUCCUCUGCGCCCAAUUAUCCGAUAACAUGCUACUUCUCUCACCGCCGCCACUCUCCGGUCGCUUCCCUGCAACUCAAUUCCCUUGUCCGACCAUCUUCCUCCACCACCACCACCACCAUUUACCCCAUCUCUCUCUUCCCUUCAUUUCCGCCGCCGCCGCCGCCACCUUGACCUCCUCCCCCUCCGCCGUUACCUGUUACACUUCCUCCGACGCACUUGACCUCGACCACGCCUCGCUUCAGAGUCGCCGCUACGACUUCGCUCCCCUCCUCCACUUCCUUUCCCGUUCUUCCACGUCUGCCACCGCCGGAGCCGUGUCCGAUUCCGAUUCCGAGGUGGAAUUCGACGAGGUAGCUUCUCCAACUUCGCUCGACCCUACGGAGUUCCAGCUUGCGGAGGCGUAUAGGGCUGUGCCGGCGCCUCUCUGGCACUCGCUCCUCAAAUCUCUCUGCUCUUCUCCCUCUUCGAUUGGGCUGGGUUAUGCGGUUGUUUCGUGGCUUCAGAAGCAUAAUUUGUGUUUCUCUUAUGAAUUGCUUUACUCGAUUCUUAUUCAUGCGCUUGGCCGCUCUGAGAAGCUCUAUGAGGCUUUCAUUCUCUCCCAGAGACAAACCCUAACCCCCUUAACGUAUAAUGCUCUGAUUGGUGCUUGUGCUCGCAAUAAUGAUUUGGAGAAGGCCCUCAAUUUGAUGUCUAGGAUGCGGCAAGAUGGUUACCAAUCUGAUUUUGUCAACUAUAGUUUGAUAAUUCAGUCGCUUACUCGAACGAAUAAGAUUGAUGUUCCAAUCUUGCAGAAGCUCUAUGGAGAGAUUGAGUCUGAUAAAAUUGAACUCGAUGGGCAGCUCCUUAAUGAUAUCAUUUUGGGGUUUGCAAAAGCUGGAGAUCCUGACGAAGCUCUGUAUUUCUUGUCCAUGGUUCAGGCCAGUGGUUUGAACCCCAAAACUUCUACUUUUGUUGCGAUAAUUUCCGCAUUGGGGAAUUAUGGGCGGACAGAGGAAGCUGAGGCUAUCUUUGAGGAAAUGAAAGAAGGCGGAUUGAGACCGAGGAUCAAGGCUUUCAAUGCUCUUCUUAAAGGUUAUGUUAAAAGGGGUUCUCUGAAAGAAGCAGAAUCUAUUGUUUCAGAGAUGGAAAAGAGUGGAUUAUCACCGGAUGAGCACACAUAUGGUCUUCUCAUUGAUGCUUAUGCAAAUGUGGGCAGAUGGGAAAGUGCAAGAAAUUUGUUGAAAGAAAUGGAAGCUAGAGAUGUAAAACCUAACUCCUUCAUUUUCAGUAGGGUUUUAGCUAGUUAUCGCGACCGGGGAGAAUGGCAGAGAACAUUUGAAGUUUUGAGGGAAAUGAAGAACAGCAACGUCAAACCUGAUAGGCAUUUUUACAAUGUCAUGAUCGAUACUUUUGGGAAGUUCAAUUGCCUUGAUCAUGCCAUGGAAACAUAUGACCGGAUGCUUUCUGAGGGGAUUGAACCAGACGUCGUUACUUGGAACACACUUAUAGAUUGUCAUUGUAAGCACGGAUACCAUGAACGGGCUGCAGAGUUGUUCCAAGAAAUGCAGGAGCGUGGUUACUUACCUUGUGCCACAACAUAUAAUAUUAUGAUCAAUUCAUUAGGAGAGCAGGGAAAAUGGGAUGAGGUAAAAAGCUUGUUAGGGAAGAUGCAGAGUCAGGGCUUACUUCCCAAUGUUAUAACAUACACUACCCUUGUCGAUAUAUACGGACAGUCGGGGAGGUUUAAUGACGCUAUUGAGUGCUUGGAGGCCAUGAAGUCUGCUGGGCUGAAACCAUCCUCAACUAUGUAUAAUGCUUUAAUCAAUGCCUUCGCUCAAAGAGGUUUGUCGGAGCAGGCAGUAAAUGCAUAUAGAGUUAUGAGAUCAGAUGGACUAAAGCCCAGUCUCUUGGCUCUUAAUUCGUUGAUCAACGCAUUUGGCGAGGAUAGGAGGGAUAUUGAAGCCUUUUCAGUCUUGCAGUACAUGAAGGAAAAUGAUGUGAAGCCUGAUGUUGUGACAUAUACAACACUUAUGAAAGCUUUGAUUCGUGUCGAUAAAUUUAACAAGGUUCCAGCUGUAUAUGAAGAGAUGAUUUUGUCUGGAUGUACUCCUGACGGAAAGGCCAGAGCAAUGUUGCGGUCCGCCCUCAGAUACAUGAAGCGUACACUAAGUAUAUAGGCUCCUGCCCGCCCGAUUGUGUAGCCAUGCAACCAGCAGAAUUAAAUUAGCAUAAUUUGAUCCAACAAAUACUCAUAGGAAUUGCCAAUUCAAGCUGAGUCAUAUCCUUAUGACUUGGAGAAAGGUUCGAUCUUACACUGAUAAAUAUGGCAUUAUACCAGUUAAAGUUAACAUUGUCAAAGUAGAACUUUCAGUGCCCACCAUUCCUUCAGCUCCCUUAUAUCAUACGGCUCUCAGAAGCACCAGGCAAAUUCCCAUCUGUUGAUCAUUCUUGUAUUAUUGUUCAUACAACAUUCAUUAUUCUUACAUCUUACAGUAAAAUGCAGAAGAAAUUACUGGCCCAAGGACCUCAGUACGUGUGUUCUUCUCUUUCUUUCUUUUUCUGGGGAAGGACAUAGUCUCUAAAAAGGAUUUCACUAUGGUGUUUCAACAGAGGCCAUGUUUACUAGCCAUUCGUAGGAGUGAGGAUUCAAACAUCUUACCUUUAGGACAGAUGUAUAAUGUCUUAACCAAUUGAGUUAUGCUCUAAGUUAGCAAUAGUGCUACUUUAUUUUUGUCUCGCUGUCUAUUUCUAUAUAUAAAACAUCUGUUAUGCUGUCGUA
Molecule: messenger RNA, 2868 nt
Organism: Momordica charantia (bitter melon)
Lineage: Eukaryota; Viridiplantae; Streptophyta; Magnoliopsida; Cucurbitales; Cucurbitaceae
Product: Pentatricopeptide repeat (PPR-like) superfamily protein
Molecular function (GO): protein binding
Source: RefSeq, a predicted model, not a curated record